Aspergillus clavatus NRRL 1 is the source of this 1332-nucleotide messenger RNA. RefSeq names its product PP2C family serine/threonine-protein phosphatase. Lineage: Eukaryota; Fungi; Ascomycota; Eurotiomycetes; Eurotiales; Aspergillaceae. Gene Ontology annotation, molecular function: protein serine/threonine phosphatase activity; cation binding. The transcript is spliced from 7 exons. Bases 1 to 1332 code for a protein of 443 amino acids. The record is from RefSeq and is a predicted model, not a curated record. Gene Ontology annotation, biological process: protein dephosphorylation.
AUGGGUCAGACCCUAUCAGAGCCUGUGGUUGAGAAGGCCUCCUCCGAGGGUCAAGAUGAGUGCUGUAUCUAUGGUGUGUCCGCCAUGCAGGGCUGGCGAAUCAGCAUGGAGGACGCCCAUGCUACUAUCCUAGACCUCCAGGCGCAAUCCGCCGGAAACUCCGACAAAACUACAGAUCCUGAUAAACGCUUGGCGUUUUUUGGUGUAUACGACGGGCAUGGAGGAGAUAAAGUGGCGUUGUUCGCCGGAGACAAUGUGCACAGGAUCGUCGCAAAGCAGGACGCCUUCGCGAAAGGUGAUAUCGAACAAGCCUUGAAGGAUGGCUUCCUGGCCACCGACCGGGCUAUUCUGGAAGAUCCGAAAUACGAGGAGGAGGUCUCCGGUUGCACAGCUGCCGUCAGUAUCAUCUCGAGGCAUAAGAUCUGGGUCGCAAACGCGGGUGAUUCGCGCUCGGUAUUGGGUAUCAAGGGCCGCGCAAAGCCUCUCUCUUUCGAUCACAAGCCACAGAAUGAAGGCGAGAAAGCCCGUAUCAGCGCCGCUGGUGGUUUCGUUGACUUUGGCCGAGUCAACGGUAAUUUGGCUCUUUCUCGAGCCAUUGGUGAUUUCGAAUUUAAGAAGAGCCCCGAGCUCUCGCCGGAACAGCAAAUCGUUACAGCUUAUCCUGAUGUCACGAUCCACGAAGUGACUGACGAUGAUGAGUUCCUUGUCAUUGCCUGUGACGGUAUUUGGGAUUGCCAAUCCUCCCAGUCCGUGGUCGAGUUUGUCCGGAGAGGAAUCGCUGCGAAGCAGGAGCUGUAUCGGAUCUGUGAGAACAUGAUGGACAACUGCCUCGCUUCGAACAGCGAGACCGGGGGCGUUGGCUGCGAUAACAUGACUAUGAUCAUCAUCGGUCUUCUGAACGGCAAGUCUAAGGAGGAAUGGUACAACAAGAUUGCGGAGCGGGUAGCAAACGGCGAUGGCCCUUGCGCUCCGCCUGAGUAUGGCAAGUCUGAAUUCCGCGGCCCGGGUAUUCGCAACCAAUUCGAAGAAAACCCCGAUAACUAUGAUCUUGAACCCGACCGCUCCCGCGGCUUCAGUGUCCGUUCCGGCCGUAUCAUUCUCCUAGGUGACGGCACCGAACUAAUUCCCGAACAGAACGACGAGGAGCUUUUCGACCAGACGGAAGAAAACCGGGGUGUGACGAACCAUCUGCAGCACGAAACGCCCGAGUCGGGCCGAAGCGAUCGUGAAGGAACCCCCGCCCCCCAGACGUCGAAUUCAACCGCCGCGAAGACAGACGAGACUUCCACUACGAACAACGAGUCGACCGCAGAGAAACCCGCGUCCUCGUAG